AUAACAAUAUUAAAUAUUAACGUUUAUGAAAAAUAUCUGAAGAUAUUUAUUUCGACACGGCUGUUUAUUUUUAAUUUCCUGCGCAAUACACCUUUAGUAUCAGUUUUAUGGAGCGUCGCUGCGGCCAACCAAUGACAGAGCAGAGUUCUGUAUUAACGACCAAUCGGAUCUAAGAUCUGACCAUAGCCAUCGUCCCUCCCUCCCCGCACUUUUUUGCGUGGACUUUUGUGUAGUUCAGUCAAAGUUCGUAGUGAGCAUUUGACCAACAAUUGUACUGCGACGCAAGUAGUCAAGCUCCUCUGUGGCGAAUUGGUAGACUCUUCUUCCUGCUUCGUCACUCGCUGCUGCUUCCAUUCUCAGACAUGUCUUUAUAUCUGCUUGGUGCAGGACGUCUGUGGAAGUGCAGGGCUGUUGUGAGAAGAUCCAUGGCUGCACUGCAGCUGCAGCAGUCUCACUGCUCAUCAGUGGCCUCUGGCAAGAUGCAUGUUAACGGAGUGGAUCUGUACUACGAAAAGACAGGCAAAGGGAAACAAGCUGUCCUGCUAUUUCCUGGUGCACUGGGAACCACAAAAACUGAUUUUGGACCGCAGCUCAAGUCCUUGAAUAAGGAACGCUUCACAGUCGUCGGCUGGGAUCCCCGUGGAAACGGAAACUCUCGUCCACCAGAGAGAGACUUUCCCUUGAACUUCUACGAGCGAGAUGCGAAGGAUGCAGUGGAUCUGAUGAAGGCCUUAGGCUUCGGCAGGUUUUCUCUGCUGGGCUGGAGCGAUGGUGGAAUCAGCUCACUCAUCGCUUCUGCAAAAUACCCAGACCUCAUCCACAAAACAGUUGUAUGGGGGGCAAAUGCCUACAUUUCGCAGCAAGACCUCGACUGUUACAAUGCCAUUCGUGAUGUUUCCAAGUGGAGUGCGAAAAUGAGGCAGCCCCUGGAGGAGGUGUAUGGAACUGAAGGCUUUCCUAAGUUAUGGGAGGCCUGGAUAGAUGGUGUCAUACCCUUUGCCAAGAAGCCUAACGGAAGUGUCUGCAUGGAGUUUCUGCCCCUCAUAACUUGUCCAGUCUUCAUCAUUCAUGGAGAGAAAGACCCCGUGGUGCCCACCUUCCAUGCAGAUUAUAUUGCCAAACACAUAAAGGGAUCCAGAUUAUACAUGAUGCCAGAGGGAAAACACAAUCUUCACCUAAGAUACGCUGAAGAAUUCAACAAGAUGGUGGAAGACUUCCUGCACGACUAAUCCAACAAUGAAUAAAACAAACAAAUGUUUAUAUAAAAAAAUUAAAUGAAUCCAGAGAUCAAUUUAAAUAUUCACAAUAAAUGUACAUUUUUGCUUUAUCUCUCCAUAUUUAUAAAUCAUUUUGACCUAUUGAAUGUUGAUUCAAUAUUUAGACAUCUUUUGCCAUUGUUGGGCUGAAAUAUAUUUUAAUUGGAAUAACAAAUAAGUCCUAGAAUAGAUAAAUGUCAGUCAAAAGGCUGUGAUAAGUUGAUGAGAUUAGGCUGCUGUUUGAAUUUUGGAAUGUUUUGCAUUUGUGCCCCCAGCAUGCCUUUGUGGUAUUUGCAUUACGUAAGGUUUGCUUUUGCAAAAUAAAUAAAUAAAUAAAAA
Messenger RNA from Cynoglossus semilaevis (tongue sole), 1595 nucleotides. It is a transcript of the gene bphl, whose product is annotated as biphenyl hydrolase like. Bases 363 to 1229 code for a protein of 288 amino acids. The record is from RefSeq and is a predicted model, not a curated record. Lineage: Eukaryota; Metazoa; Chordata; Actinopteri; Pleuronectiformes; Cynoglossidae. The transcript has 7 exons. Gene Ontology annotation, molecular function: serine hydrolase activity.